Molecule: messenger RNA, 2611 nt
Organism: Cantharellus anzutake
Lineage: Eukaryota; Fungi; Basidiomycota; Agaricomycetes; Cantharellales; Hydnaceae
Exons: 7
Coding region: 50-2611 (853 amino acids)
Source: RefSeq, a predicted model, not a curated record
AUACCGAGCGAGAUCCUCCACUCAAUGAGUGUACCUCAAGAAGAACAGAAUGAGGGGAGCACCACCAAUACCGCCAAAGGGAUUCAGAAAACUCCCAUUCGUGGUGGAUCAAGGCCCAGCUCGAGCUCGGGCGGAAGAAAUGGAAGAGCCCAUCCGUGUCGACUUGGAGAGUGCCCAGAAAUGCAAGGCGGUUGACAUGAUCGACUUUUUGCUCGCGUUCUGCCUGUCGGGAAAGGGCAAAUCUAUCCCCGUUCGUGAUGAGCGGGUGCUGUUAUCUGCCUUUGAGAAGGUGAAGGAAGUAGCAAAUCAGGAAGGGACCACCCUGAGGACUGAGCUCUCUAAGUUCCUCAAAGCCGGGACAGAGGCAGAAAUGUACGAUCCAUUUGUAAUCGCCUCUAACUAUGCCCUAGAUCAACUUUCGAAAGUCGAUAUCCAAGGGUUGCCUCAGUACUCUGCCGACAAACAGAUCGUCUUCGUUUGUAACCACAACCACACGGUGAAGUCCCUCGAUCUUAACCGGGAUUGCCGGACUAGACCAGAUAUCGUCCUACUUCAAUGGGAAUCCUUUAGAAACCUAGCCUGCAAUGCUUCCGAUACGUACUCCUGCACUUACGGGACGCAGAUGUGUACCGCAGGCUCCAAAAACCUGGAGCUGGCAUGGAAAAAAGUCCGAUCAACGGUAGAAGUGAAAUUUGACAGAUUACCGAAGCAAGUUAGCCCGAUGAGGUCAUUCAACAACAACUUUAAAGACCUCAAGGAAUCAGAGUUGUGUUCCUCGUUCGAUAAUGACGUCUCAUCUACUGGGUUUAUCCGACAUGUGCAACCUGAGCUCAAAUAUGGCUCCAGGGGAUCGGAUAGGGUGGCCGCGAGGAAGGGCCCAGUCACGUCGGAACAUAUCUCAGAAUGGGCGUACUCUCGCAUGAAGCGCAAGACAGAAGCGCUCAAUGACCACAAUACGACCAAACGAUCCAAGACUGGGGGGGAUGCUGCAGGAAGUUCCGAACGUCCGGCGGUUCCGCAGAAGCAUCCAGUCCACAUUCAGAAUGGGAUCUACGCUGCAGAGAGGCUCUCCUGCUCCCUUGACAUCACUCACGCUAUCAACUUCAUUUUACAAGGGAGCAAAAUAUACAUUACAUGGUCGGAUAGGCAGAGUGUUAUUCGAACGGGGGGCUUCGACAUCACCAAUGACCUGCCUCACUUCCUUCUGGUCCUACUCAUUAUGCAAAGGUUCGAUCUGGCCCGCUGGGGUUUUUUCACUGCGUUCGAGGGGUCGAGUAUCUACCCCGAACGAGGGCCCAAGGAUUCAGUCUUUUUCAAAGCCACCUUCAUCCAGGAUGCUACGAUUCAUAUCUUUCCUGAUGAUGAUCUUAUCUAUGGUGGGGUUAAUCUGACGGGCCGUUCGACCGUUGUAGCUGGGGCCAGGAAGGCUGACGGUUCGAAUCCGAAUACUUCUGUGGAUAUUCGAGAAGCCAACAACUUGGUCACCAAGGCUUCCUGGCCAGAGGAAUCGCGGGCUAGUGAGGUGAAGAUCAUCGAGCGGGCGAUGCAAAUUGGUAAAACCAACAGCCUAGUGGAGGAUCACAUCCCCACGAUGCAUGGCAACAUAGACCCUCCGUAUGUAACAUGUUCGACGAGGUUCAUCCGGGAGUUUCUGAAGCUAGACACGACUGGGGCGCGACUGCUUCGCCUCAUCAUUCUCGACCGUUUGGGGGAGCUCAAGCAUCUAGAUGAGGAAGACGUGCUAAUCGCAUAUUUGGACUGUUUCUUCUGUCAUUGGGGAUUGUGGGAAGGGAACCUUUGCCAUGGAGAUAUCAGCACAGGGAACCUGAUGUACAAGCCAGGUACGAACCGCGGAGUUCUUAUCGACUUCGACCUUGGUCUAUUGGACAAACAGAAGGGACCGAGUGGGAAGGACAACACUGGAACUAUGCCGUUCAUGGCCCUGGAUCUCCUCAGUGUAGAAGCACUCAAGGGCUCGGUUCCACGUCUGUACCGACACGAUUCGGAGUCUUUUGCCUGGUGUCUCAUUUACAUUUGCAUCUGCAUGGAUAGAGGAGAUGAUGGCAAAAUUCUCACCAUCAGUCCUCAUCCUUUGUCAUCAUGGUUCAAGGACCCAGGUAACUGUCUUGCUUCGAAGACUGCAAUAGAAACCGCAACCCUUCUUGUGAGGGCUCCCCUUCACCAACGGUACACAGAUUUUGCUGCAGAGUUACACGAUUACUGGGUUCAGCGGUUCAAUCGCCAAACACGGUUCAAUCGCCAAAUGGCUAAGAAAUCAGUCCUGUUUGAUCAUGAUCCAUUCAAGGAGGAUUUAUCUGAAGACGUCCCGGAAGUUUUGCUGGCCAAGGAUAGCAAAGCCACUCCGGAAGAGUACAAAGAACCCUCGGAUUUGGAGUCAUUCAGGGAUGUCUGUCUGCUAAUCCCUCCACACCGCCAUGUCAUUCCGAAGUCCAAGGGAAAGAUAUUUGCUGGAAUAAUGGGACUCGUGGCUAAUCGUUGUCUGGACAGCUUCUCAUCAAACACUCGCAAAAGUCAGGUAUCACAGCCUGAGCUCCGCGAUAAUGCCAUGCAAGUGUUGAAUGGUGUCAGUCCUCCUGUUGGGAGAAAAUGA